Messenger RNA from Numida meleagris (helmeted guineafowl), 2126 nucleotides. RefSeq names its product multiple coagulation factor deficiency 2 (gene MCFD2). The record is from RefSeq and is a predicted model, not a curated record. NCBI's taxonomy places the organism in Eukaryota, Metazoa, Chordata, Aves, Galliformes, Numididae. Bases 141 to 572 code for a protein of 143 amino acids. The transcript is spliced from 4 exons. Gene Ontology annotation, molecular function: calcium ion binding.
GCUAGAGUGACAUGGCUGCAAACCAACAGGCAAUGCUUUCAGAGCAACCAAACUGUUGCUAUACUUCAGGGAGCACGUGAAGGUCCCAGCUCCAGGCGGCACGGCCUCGCUCCCCGGCGGCACUCCCACAGGAGGCCACGAUGACACCCGGGAGCUUUAGGAGCCCUCUGCUGUUCUGCCUGGUGGCCGCGUGCCUCGGCCCUGUCCAGGCUGAGGAGCUCGCGGCAGGCAGCCCGCCCUCACACAGCCGCCUCGAUAAGAACCUGGUGCAGGAUAAAGACCACAUCAUGGAACAUUUGGAAGGUGUUAUUGAAAAACCAGAGUCUGAGAUGUCUCCGCAAGAGCUGCAGCUUCAUUACUUCAAAAUGCAUGAUUACGAUGGCAAUAAUUUGCUAGAUGGGUUAGAGCUUGCUACUGCUAUAUCACAUGUCCACAAAGAGGAAGGUGGUGAGAAUACCCAGGCAAUGAAAGAAGAAGAGCUAAUUAGUCUAAUAGAUGACGUCUUAAGAGAUGAUGAUAAGAACAAUGACGGAUACAUUGACUAUGCAGAAUUUGCAAAAUCACUGGAAUGAGGUUUUGAAGGGGCCUUGUUUCUCCGUCUAACUGAAUGGAAAUGUGACCCGGUAUAAUGUGAUUUAUUAAUCAUGUCAACCUUUGUGCUGAGGUAUUAGUGAGCGGAGGUGCACCAGUCCCAGUUGAAUUUGUUUGCAAAUUGUAUGUGUUAAGAGGCUGGCUAUCUCAGAGUGAUAGCCAUGUUUGACUAAAUGUAGGUACAUAUUUGAAUCUCAAAUCCUGGAAGCAUCAAAAUAUUUCCAUACGCUACAGCUGGCAAACUCUUAAGGAGCUCUGUGCUAAUACUUAAUACAAUCAAAUACAGUCUAAAUUCCUUUUUUUUUGAUUGGAUUAUAUAAAACUUGUUUGCUUACAUCUUCUGUUUUAACUUAUGAAAUACCUAGAAAGAAAGAAAAGAGGAUGACUGCAUAAAGCUGUAUAUCAAGAAGAAAUUUUUGUACAAGUACAGGUGCUUGAAACAGCAAUUGUAGAAGAAAAGUGUUUGAAGGUGGUUUGUGUUUGAAUUCCCUGUGAUAUCACAUGGGCUUUUACACUAUCAUCUUCAAAGAAUCUGAGUAUUUUUAAAUAUACGUAGUUGCUAGCGUACCCUUACACAUUAUAUAUAAAUAUACAUGAUUUUCAGUUUCUUCUCAUCUUUCAGAAAUUUACUUUUUAUAUUGUAUUUUACUAAAUUUUUCUCUACCUUCCGUGGUCUCUUCCUAAGAAAAUGAAAGUAUUUUUAUUUCAUACGCAAUGUUGUAUUAAUGCUGCAUAACAUUUACUAGAAUACCUUCUGCUAUCCCAUUUUGAAGGUCACGUUAACUGUAAACCAGUUCAAUAUUGAAUUUUCAAUUUGGUUCUGAAAGUAUUAGCCAGCAGGAUAAUCUGUGAGCAAGUAAUGCUGCCUUGUUGAGGUUUAAUUUCAUAUUUCUUUACACAUAAAUUACAGUGUUACUUUCAGGAGGUAUUUAAUCACUGUUUCAAGAUACUUGAAUGUCUGUGAACAAACAUGGUUCUAGGAAUGUUUUCACUCUCCUGACUCAAUACUUGCUAGGUCAAGCAGUUUAAGGAUAUUAGACAAUGAUGUACUGCUGCUUUAUUGGUAUUUGGUAACUAUAAGGCAUAGCUGAAAUCUUAAAUUGCAUUCAAACAUUGUCCACGAAUAGAGAAUCUAAAUGUUAGCAUUUCUGUAAAAUGCAUAAAGAGCUAUUUUCUGUACAAAAUUAUUCUUAUACAAGAGAAACACAUUUGUAAAAGAAAUUAUUUCAUUCGUUUAAAUGUUUGCGCAAUGGAUCCUGUGUUGGACACUUUUUUUAAUUUUUUUUUUUUUUUUUUUUUUGUAAUAACUAUGUGGCCAGGGUCGUGCUGGUUGUACAAGCAAUAAAAAGAAGUUGGGAUUCUAACACUUCAGAGCCAGCAUCUAAUGUGGGAAGUUCUAGUGAGGCAUGUGCUUGAUUUUCCAAUACAAAGCCCAUCUGUGUUACUAGCAGCUGUCUUAAAAACAGUGUUUUGGUUUUUUUAUUAUUAUUAUUUCCAUGGUAAUAAAUUUGGAGUAAAAGUUGCAUCUGAAGAAA